ACCAAUAAAGUGUUGCCACAUAAGUGUGAGAGAGACACUCACCGGCACCUCUCUUAUUAUACCACCAGGACCGGGAGCUACACUCAACCACUCACUCUAACACCUCUCUCACUCCUUCAACACCUGCUAAUACAGCUUUGGACAGAUAAUGGCGGUUGCAGAAGUGAGAUGGUGGAUAGGGUUAUCAAUCGUUGCCCUCCUCACCAUGAUUGGGAGAAGUGGUGCCGUGACAAUAAUGAGUAUUGAUUUUGGCUCGGAGUGGAUGAAAGUGGCAGUAGUUGCUCCAGGAGUGCCUAUGGAAAUAGCACUUAACAAGGAAUCAAAGAGAAAGACUCCUGCGGCAAUCUCGUUUCGUAAUCAUGAACGGACAUUUGGAGAGGAUGCCUUGACAAAUGGCAUUCGCUUUCCUGCUACAAAUUUCUUUUAUUUGCUUGACCUAUUGGGCAAGAAAGUGGACAACCCAGUGGUUAAACUCUAUCAGUCCAGGUUCCCGUUCUACAACAUAGAAGCUGAUCCUGAUAGGGGCACUGUUGUCUUCAGAUAUGACGAUGAGACAACAUACACAAUUGAGGAACUGGUUGCCCAACUGUUGGAAUAUGCUCGUGAUUUAGCUGUGGCGCACACCGAUCAAAGAAUCAAGGAUUGCGUUAUUACCGUCCCACCAUUUUUCAACCAGGCCGAGCGCCGAGCUAUCUUAACAGCAGCUGACAUGGCUGGUCUUAAGGUGCUAUCUUUAAUGUCGAGUAAUGCUGCUGUGGCCCUCAACUACGGCAUGUUCCGGAGGAAGGAGAUCAAUGCUACAGCUCAGAAUAUUCUCUUCUAUGAUAUGGGAGCAUCAUCUACCACGGCCACUAUUGCCUCGUACCAGACCAUCAAAACAAAGGACAGAGGAUACACAGAGACUAACCCUCAGGUUACUGUUCUGGGUCUAGGCUAUGACCGCUCCCUAGGUGGGCUAGAGAUGCAGCUGCGUUUAAGAGAUUACCUCGCUAAAAAUUUUAAUGAGGUUAAGAAGACUUCGAACGAUGUGCUGGAGUCUCCCAGGGGAAUGGCAAAAUUGUUGAAGGAAGCUGGACGUCUAGCUAAAGUGCUGUCUGCCAACUCUGAUCAUCUCAGCCAGGUAGAAGGAGUUUUAGAUGAAGAAGACUUCAAGCUUAUGGUAAAGAGGGAGGAGUUUGAGGACCUGUGUUUGGACGUGUUUGAACGUAUUCGUGCACCAAUUGAUGCAGCUCUUAUAUCUGCUGGCAUGGAUAUUUCUGCUAUUGAUCAAUUCAUCAUAGUUGGUGGAGGUACCCGCAUACCACGAGUGCAGACAGUUCUCCAGGAAAUUUGGGGAAAAGAAUUGGGUAAAAACAUUAAUGCUGAUGAAGCUGCAGCUAUGGGUGCCGUAUACCGUGCAGCUGACCUGGGCCAGGGCUUCAAGGUUAAGAAGUUCCAUGUCAAGGAAGCCAUUGUCUUCCCUAUUGAGGUUGACUUUGAAAGACAGAUUGAGAAUGAAGACGGUUCUACCUCAACGAAGGUUGUGAAGCGUUCUCUCUUUGCUCUUGGGAACAGCUACCCACAGAAGAAGGUGAUGACCUUUAACAAGCACGUCGCAGACUUCAAUUUCAGUGUUAAUUAUGCUGAGAACGAAUAUCUUCCAAAGCUUGAGGUUCUGGCAGCCAAUGUGGAAAAUAUCUCUCACAUUGUGGCUUCUGGGGUGACUGCAGCUUUUGCUAAACACAAUCAAGAAGGCAGUGAACCCAAAGGAAUAAAGGCACACUUCAACAUGGAUGACUCUGGAGUGUUGACGCUUGCAGCAAUGGAGGCAGUGUUUGAGAAGAGCAUUCUAGUGGAGGAAGAGAAACCUGAGGAGGAAGAGUCAACAUUGUCUAAGCUUGGUAGCACCAUCAGUAAGCUUUUUUCAGGGUCCGAAGAUAAAGUAGAGGAGGCAAAGGAUAAUAAAACAGAGAAAAGUGAUGUUGAAAAGGAUGGUGAGAAAGAUAGUAAGCCAAAUAAGGAAGAGAAGGUAGAGAAAAAUGAAAGCAAAAAGAAAACGGAGGACAAGGAAAAGAACGAAGAGAAGAAAGCAGAAAAGGAAUUGAAGCCAAAACAGGUGAUGGUAAAGGAGGAAUUAAAUUAUACAGUCACAUACAAGGACAUCCCAGACUUGAGCCCUCAACAUUUAAAGGAGUCUAAAAAGAAAUUAGAGGGUAUAAAUGCUGCCGAGAGUGCUCGCCAUGAAAAGGAGGCUGCGCGCAACACACUGGAGAGUUACAUCUUGGAUGCUCAGGAUAAACUGUGGCAAGCAGAAUACGAAGCUGCGUCUACGGAAGAACAGCGUACGGCUAUACGGGAGAUGUGUUCUGUUCUAGAUGAAUGGAUAUAUGAUGAAGGUUUCGAUCAAGAUGCUUCUGUUUACAAAGAGAAACUGGGACUGCUGUCCAAGCUUUUCGGGCCCAUCAAGGAGCGUGUGCAAGAGCAUCGUGACCGCCCUGAAGCCAUCCAGGCCUUGCAUGACAUGAUCAACGGGUCAUCCAUGUUCCUGCAGAGAGCUCGGGAAGCUCCUCCUGAACAGCAGCUCUUUACAGACAUAGAGCUGACUACCAUGGACAACCUUAUUAUUGAUGUUCAGAAAUGGCUGGAGGAGAAAGAAGAGCUGCAAGAUAAAACUCCUCUUCAUGAAAACCCAAAAUUAACCCUUGGAGGUAUAGCUGAAAAAUGGUCGUCCCUUGACCGUGAGAUAAAGUAUCUUAUAAAUAAAGCCAAAAUCACCAAGGCCAAGAAAGAUCGGGAAGCUGCUGAAGCCAAGGCCAAGGCUGACAAGGACGCUAGAGCUGCAGAAAAGGCAAAAAAGAAGAAUAACAAGACUGGUGACACAGAGAAGGAUGAGAAAGAGAAUGAGGAAGCAGAGAUUGAAGAGGAGGUAGAGGAAGAGGUGAGCCCCUGGGAGAGAGAUAAUGGUCAACAGAUAGAAGACACACUCACAGAGAGUGAAGGAACCCAGGCAGCAGGUGAGCAAGACGUGAAGGAUGAUAGUGAAGAAGCGGAAGAUGCAGUAGACGAGAGUCAACCUGAGGAAUCGGUAUAUAUAUUUGAAGAGGAAUCAGAGGAAAACAAUAGUGAAGGAGACAGGAGGAAAGAAACUGAACCCAAUUUAAAUGUAGUUGAUGAGAAAAGCGAGAACAGCCACAAUGAGUUAUGAGGCCUGUUCGCAGAUCUUCGGCUGGUCGUCACUGAUGACUUGAUCACAACUUUAAUGCUAUUGUCAAGUUCUAGUGAUCCCUACGAGCUCAGAACUUAAAAGGCAUUAUUUUAUUGAUCAUAAUGCAACGUUUUAAAAAAAAAAAGAUCUCCUAUUUCAACCAAAUGUGAAUGUAUUUUAAAAUAUUAUUUUUGGGAGGACUUAACAAGACUUCCUGACCACCUCUUGAGUAACUUCAAAAAGAUUAUUCAGAGUGAAAACUAACCAGUUUUUCUUAGUUUUGACUUGGGUUAGUGUCUAUAAAUAUGUUUAAGCACAAACCUUUAAAUGUUUCUGUAAACCUUACAAAUAUCAUUGAAGAUUUUGAUGUGGAACAUAAAAUUUUGAUGUGGAACAUAAAAUUUUGAUGUGGAACAUAAAAAAAUGUUUAUACGUUUUGAUUGUUCCUUCCUAUAGGAAAUUAUGUAAGGGUUAAUGAAACUCUAAAUCAAUGGCAUAAAUGGACCCACAUGGCUAAAAUAAGAGCACUGUCUUAUUGUGAUCUACCUCUGAAGCACUUUUCAGCGGACUAAAGAGGGCCUCAUUCAUAGGCCCUUUUUAGCCUGCUGUUAUUUUGCCGCUGAAGCGGCUAGUCUACUGUGCAUCCCAUGUCCAUCCUGUGGAUGGUAAUGCAAGAGCAUAUGGAUACACAAAAGACCUGUGCUCUUGUGCUACUAUCCACAGGAUGGAUAUGGGUUACACAACAAAUUAGCUGCUUCAGAAGUAUGGAGCAAAAUUGGUAGAGUCAGGCAAUUCGUAAACAGCGGAUGAAGCUCAUUGUUACUGUUAGUCACUGGAAUAGUCUUAUCCAUCCACCACAUUCACUAUUACUGGCCAACUGCUGCCCCUUUGGCCCUUUAAGUCAAGGGUUUGCUGUCUUGUUCACUUUUUUUAAUCCCUGUGGGAUCAUUCAUGACACUGACCAGUGUUACACCUAUAUUCAAGAUACAAGUCACCAUCACUUGCUGCAAACCUUAACAUUCAUCACAAGUGCUCGUCAAGUGUGGCUCAUCAGUAGCUAGGUCAUUUCCACUACUGUAUUUAUUCCCAAGAUACUUUACAUAAUGUUGAGAAAAUUUGUUAUUAGUUUUCAAUACUAUAUUUUCCAAAGUUACUCGUUAAUGUUGUAAUGUGCUGUAUUUGCAUGAGGUUCUUAUGCUAGUAGAAUUGAUAAUAGAUCUGACCUUGUAGUUAAUACAAAGAUAUCCAACAAGUUUAUCGUUAUAUUUUUUUUGUUUUGAUACAAGAUAACUUUCAUUUUUGUUACAAGCCACAUUGUUUUCCCAGAUGAAAACAGUUUAACUUCAUUGUCAUGUAAGUGGUGCUCUGCGAUGACAAGCCAACGUGGAGCCCUUGUGGUGCUCUGCGAUGACAAGCCAACGUGGAGCCCUUGUGGUGCUCUGCGAUGACAAGCCAACGUGGAGCCCUUGUGGUGCUCUGCGAUGACAAACCAACGUGGAGCCCCUUUUGGUGCUCUGCGAUGACAAGCCAACGUGGAGCCCUUGUGGUGCUCUGCGAUGACAAGCCAACGUGGAGCCCUUGUGGUGCUCUGCGAUGACAAGCCAACGUGGAGCCCUUGUGGUUUCUCUGCGAUGACAAGCCAACGUGGAGCCCUUGUGGUGCUCUGCGAUGACAAGCCAACGUGGAGCCCUUGUGGUGCUCUGUGAUGACAAGCCAACGUGGAGCCCUCGUCAGUAGUGGGAUUCAUGCUAAAUGUGUAUUGAAAAGAAAUUAAUAAAAUAUAAAAAUUAUCUACAAGGUUCAUAUUAUUGUUUUGACAAAAUUUGUUACUGAAAUGGGUGAUGCAGUAUAUUAAAUGAGUUGCUAAUGUGAAUAUACAUAAAUGUUAAUAUAUUUUUAUAAAUUUACCUAUUUAACUUUGGUUUGGUGGAAAUAGUGUAAUGUUGAGAGCAUUUUUGACACGAGUUUUUUCCAAAGGAAAACUACGUAAUGGGCGGUCACAUUCCACGUGAAGUUAUCUUCCUUGAGUUAGACUUAUUUGUUUCUCGGGGAAUUUGAGAGCUGUAUAUGUAUUGGUAAAAUUUUAUAUUAAAUUGUGUUGUAUAUUGUUAGUGAUGAGAGUACACCGACUAGUAAUGCUUACUCAUGUACUCAAGAGGUGCACCUACCACUUUCUGGAAAGGUUUUUGGUAUCACUUUGUCAAUAAAAAAAAAAAUCACAAUGUAAAAAAAAUUGCAGAAAAACGAAAAGCUUGCAAAGUCCAUUCUCUCCCUGGAGAAGCAAGGAG
Molecule: messenger RNA, 5472 nt
Organism: Cherax quadricarinatus
Lineage: Eukaryota; Metazoa; Arthropoda; Malacostraca; Decapoda; Parastacidae
Source: RefSeq, a predicted model, not a curated record